CCGAGGCCGCCGUUGGCGUCCCCUUCCCGCGGGCCAUACCCGGGGCCCCGGGACGUCGUCGCGAAGGUGCACGUCGCGGUGUUUAUGUCCGAGGUGACGGCGAGUCCUGGUAAACAACUUCGCACCAGGUUCCUACUGCGCGGGGCUCGACGGCGGGGACGGGGCUGCCGGCGAAUGCGACCUAACCUCUCAAACCCAUGGCGUCGUGGUACUACAACAGCAGGACGACAUCCGCAGUCGCAGAUAUGGAUACGGAGUUGCACCUUGGCUACGACGUGAUGGUGUCGAGUGCCGAGACCCUGGCUGAGGGGGGCCAGGCGCCGCCCCUCCCGCCCAAGACUCCCCCGUCCCCCGGCGUCGGCUCUCUGCAGUCCAUGGCCUCGACGGUGACCUCCAGCGACCUGCUCCCCUACCACUACGCGUCCGCGCUGCCCAAGGAGACGUGGUACUGGCUCUCCCUGCAGGUGGCCGUGCCGUUCCUCAUCGCCGGCGUGGGCACCAUCGGCGCCGGCAUCCUCCUCGGCGAGGUCGAGGAAUGGGAGGUGUUCAGGCACAUCAAGGCCCUCUUCAUCCUGGUGCCCGCCCUGGUGGGCCUCAAGGGCAACCUGGACACGUGCCUCGCGUCGCGGCUGUGCACCCAGGCCAACCUGGGCAACCUGGCGUCCUGGAAGAACAUCUGGAAGCUGUUCCUCUGCAACAUCGCCCUCGUCCAGGUGCAGUCCAUCGUGGCCUCGCUGACGGCGGCCUGCUUCGCCAUCACCGUGAGCGCCCUGAUGGACGGCCUGCCCGACUACCGGCACGCCCUGCUCAUGGCCGCCUCCGCCGUGACCACCGCCACCACGGCCUGCUUCGUCCUCGACACGCUGAUGAUCGUCCUAAUCGUGGCCUCGCACCGCCUCGGGAUCAACCCGGACAACGUGGUCUGCCUCAUGGCCGGGAGCUUCGGCGACAUCGUCUCCCUCUCCGUCCUCAGCACCCUGUCCAGCGCCUUCUUCCAGAUCCAUGAAACCAUGUGGUGGAUGUUCAUCCUGAUCAUCGUGGGCUUCGUGCUGAUGCUGCCGCUGUGGAUGUGGCUGGCGCUGCGCCACAAGCACACCGCCGUCGUGCUGCGCCAGGGCUGGACGCCCGUGCUCUCCGCCCUCUUCAUCAGCGGGCUGGGCGGCAUCGUGCUCGACAAGGUGGUGGGUGACUUCAAGGGCUUCGUCGUCUUCAACCCGAUCGUCAACGGCAUCGGCGGCAACCUGGCGAGCGUGCAGGCGUCGCGCACCGCCACCAUGCUGCACGCCACCAACCCCAUGGGCGUGCUGUCCGACUACUCGCCCAUGUGCGUGUCCCCCUUCCGCGCGCUCUUCUACGGCGUGCCCUCGGCCAAGUCCGCCAGGAUCCUGAUCGCCAUCGCCCUGCCGGGGCAGGCGCUGUUCGCCUUCGUGGCGGACUACAUCCACAACGGCGUGAGCACCAUCACGGCCGAGUUCAUGACGGCCUACCUCGUGGUCGUGCUGGUGCAGGUCAUGAUCAUCCUGUACCUCACGCACGUCCUGGCGCACUUCAUGUGGCGCCGCAAGCUGGACCCGGACAACUCCACCAUCCCGUACCUCACGGCCUGCGCCGACCUCCUCGGCACCAUCCUGCUCGCGGCCGCCUUCAUGCUGCUCCGCCUCAACCACACACCGUACGGCGAGGACUAAAUAAACGAGACGAUCCCAGCGC
Frankliniella occidentalis (western flower thrips) is the source of this 1710-nucleotide messenger RNA. Its product is annotated as solute carrier family 41 member 1. Bases 198 to 1688 code for a protein of 496 amino acids. Gene Ontology annotation, biological process: monoatomic cation transport. The transcript is spliced from 7 exons. Gene Ontology annotation, molecular function: monoatomic cation transmembrane transporter activity. Lineage: Eukaryota; Metazoa; Arthropoda; Insecta; Thysanoptera; Thripidae. Gene Ontology annotation, cellular component: plasma membrane. The record is from RefSeq and is a predicted model, not a curated record.